Mobula hypostoma (lesser devil ray) is the source of this 824-nucleotide messenger RNA. RefSeq names its product LITAF domain-containing protein-like. Gene Ontology annotation, cellular component: cytoplasmic side of lysosomal membrane; nucleus; cytoplasmic side of late endosome membrane. Lineage: Eukaryota; Metazoa; Chordata; Chondrichthyes; Myliobatiformes; Myliobatidae. The record is from RefSeq and is a predicted model, not a curated record. The transcript has 4 exons. Bases 167 to 583 code for a protein of 138 amino acids. Gene Ontology annotation, molecular function: zinc ion binding.
GUCGAUCAAUAAAACUAAGCAACGUCAACGGCCUCUGGAUAGUCACGUGAUACAGUUGAACACGAUGUUUUGACGGAGGAGCUUGGUGAAGGAAGCAGUUAUCAUUUUCAGUCUAGAGCUGGUUUUUAGUGAAAGCUAUCGAAGUGGAAAUAAGGUGAUCAAGCUAAUGGAUUCAAAAGGUAUCAGCAGUGCGCCCCCAGCCUACGCUGACUCAGUACCACCACCAAGCUAUCCUGCAAGUGCUCCUUAUCCUGCAGGGCCUCCAAUGGAAGCACCUAUGGCACCUGCAUAUCCUGUCCAACCUGCUCAGCCUCCUGUUGUGGUGCAGACAGUAUACGUACAGCCAUCUCAGAGUUUCGGUGCACAGCCGGUGCAGACAACCUGUCCAACUUGUCAUCAGGUAGUGUUGACACGUGUUCGCUACACACCGGGAGCACUGACCUGGAUCAGCUGUGGAGGUCUCUUCGUGUUUGGAUGCAUACUUGGCUGCUGCUUGAUCCCAUUUUGCAUUGACAGCCUUCAGGAUGUGGACCACAACUGUCCAAAUUGUGGAACGCACCUUGCGUGCUUCAGACGCUUGUAAAAUCUUGCCUCAAGAUUUGAUUGUUCUUCUAUAAAAAUAUUAAGUUUUGAUGCUGAUUCUUAUUUGUAACUUGCAUAAUGAAAUUUUUAUUUUACUUGAAGAUGGAUGCUCACAACUGUUAGCUCUGGGCAUUCUUCUUCCUUGAUACCUGCUGCCUGUCUCUCUAAUCUGUUACUGGAAGAUAUGUAUAACAGAUCAUGCACUGCAUACAAUUAUAAAGAAAUUAUAUUUAUAAAUGAAA